GGGUUGUUGCAGGGAAAUAGCGCCGUGCAGAAACCAUGGCAGAAGCAGCACCAUACAUGAGAGCAUAACUUGACUAGUACAGUAUGUCGAGACGAGCAUUACUCAAACAACAUCAGGCUCUGCAGUGUUUGGGCACGGCGGUCGGUUCUGUUCCGCUGAGAUCUAUCGCUACUCACAGGCUGCCUCCUCACGCAGAUGAAGCGUCACUUUAUGUCCAUUGGCCAUAUUGCCUAAAAAGAUGCUCUUACUGCAACUUCAACAAGUAUAUUCCUUGGAGUCAAAACCACGCGGUCAUGACAGAAUGUCUGCAGAAAGAGACGCAAACCUUACUGCAACUCAGUCAAGUCUCCCGGAUCAGCUCAGUGUUUUUUGGAGGAGGAACACCUAGCUUGGCUCAGCCCUCCACAAUCGCUGCUGUCUUGGAGACAGUUUCCAAAAACGCCCAUCUCUCAGAUGAUGCAGAGGUCACCCUGGAAGUGAAUCCUACACCUGCUGGAAAAGCUAGUCUGAAGGACUUCAUGUUAGCAGGAGUUAACCGGUUUUCUAUAGGAAUUCAGUCACUGAAUGACGAUCACCUGAGGAUACUAGGGAGAGAUCACAAUUCCCAGCAUGCUCUCCAGACAGUGUCAGAGGCCAGGACGCUCUGCCCGGGACGAGUGUCAGUGGAUGUCAUGUUUGCUCUUCCAGGCCAAAGUGUAAAGUCAUGGGAGAGCGAGCUGGAGAAAUUGCUGCCGGUUUGUGAUGAUCACGUUUCACUGUAUCAGCUGACUUUGGAAAGGGGUACCCAACUUUUUAAACAGGUUGAAAGCGGGGAGCACAGCAUGCCUGGUGACGAUGUCACUGCUGUCAUGUACCAGUCGGCACGCAGAGACUUGGAGAAGGCUGGGUUUUGCCAGUAUGAGGUGUCCAACUUUGCCAAAAAUAACGCUGUCAGUGAACACAAUAUCGGGUACUGGAGGGGACAUCAGUACAUCGGUGUAGGCCCAGGGGCUCAUGGGCGCUUUGUGCCGCGUGCUGUGGGAGGAGCUCAGAGGGAAGCACGAACCCAGACUUUAGAACCAGAUGUUUGGAUACGGGAGGUUCAGCAUCAUGGUCACGGGACACGCCGUCGAAUACAGCUUGACCACCGUGGCCUGCUGGAGGAGGCUUUGGUCAUGGGUCUGAGGAUGAAUGAAGGAAUCACCCAGCAGCACUGGGAGUUAUUCAGCCCAGAAGCUGACCUCCAACAAAUAUUUGGGAUGUCAGAAAACAUUCAGGAAUUGCAAGCAGGGGGGCUUCUAAUACUUAAUGACAGGGGUUUGCGAUGUUCCUGGGAAGGAUUAGCAUUGCUGGACAGCAUCUUACCCACAAUGCUGCUAGAAUUAGAGAUGUUUUUCCAAAGCAAGGGGUAUCAGGAGGAUGCAGAACAGCAGCAGAAACACAGACAUUCAGAGAGACAGAUGACCGUUUACAUCAGAGACACAUGAGACAGAGAUAAUAGGUAAUAAGGUAAACAUGAAACAAAUGCAUCCAUGUGGAGAAGUGUUUACUCUUGAAGAAGGAAAACGGGUCAAUGACAUUUUCCUAUCUAUUAAUUUAUUCACAAAUACAGGACAUUAAAAAUGCAUUGCAUACAUGCAAUGGCUUAAAUGCACCUUAAAUGUGAACAUGUUUUUAAUUUCUGAAUGAAAAUGCAAUGUAAUAUUUUAGGAGGUUUGGGGUACAUAAAGUAAAAGACAGGAUGAUAUUAUCUUUAUAUAUUUAAGAAAAAAUAUUAAAUUCUAUAUUUUCUAAAUGUUUCAUUGUAAACAAUUAUUCCGUAAAUAUGUUUCAUAUUUUAAAUUAAAUAAUUCCCCUUUUACAAGAUGUAAUAUAAGUCUCUGGUGUCCCCAGAAUGUGUCUGUGAAGUU
Megalobrama amblycephala (Wuchang bream) is the source of this 1889-nucleotide messenger RNA. RefSeq names its product radical S-adenosyl methionine domain containing 1 (gene rsad1). The record is from RefSeq and is a predicted model, not a curated record. NCBI's taxonomy places the organism in Eukaryota, Metazoa, Chordata, Actinopteri, Cypriniformes, Xenocyprididae. The transcript has 9 exons. Gene Ontology annotation, molecular function: 4 iron, 4 sulfur cluster binding; coproporphyrinogen oxidase activity. Gene Ontology annotation, biological process: porphyrin-containing compound biosynthetic process. Gene Ontology annotation, cellular component: cytoplasm. The coding region runs from base 84 to 1466 and encodes 460 amino acids.